CCUUUACUCAGACAUCUUCGUCAUCUUCAUUGGCUCCUGUGUUUCUAUUUUUGUGUAAAUUAGAGCAAAGGAACAAAGAAAAUUAAGGGCAAAACAGGCCAUUGUGGAGGUGGUAGAAACUUUAUUUGCACGGUGUGCAGGAACUUAAAGGCCCUAAAUUCACUCUAUAUAUUGUACAAAACAUGAGCAGGGUCUAUGUGUUUGGAGGUUCUAAGCAUUAAAAUGGCAACGAUGCCUUCCUACAUGCAAAGAAAAACCUCUUAAAAAGUGAAUGUGUAUGAUGCAACCAACUUUUCUAUUUUUCCAUGAAGCUUUUGUUGAGGUGCCAAUGAUCAAAUCCAUCUUAAAAAUUGUUUUAGUGCUUCUGCUUUGUCCCUUUACUUGUAGUUGGUCUGCUGACUGUUUAAUCUAGCAAUGAUAAAACAAUUUACAAACAUAAGAACUCAUUUUCUAAUGUGGACAUUUUCAUCAUAGCCCCUCUCAUUCCCCAGUUAUUGUAAAAUCAGUCAUGUUUAUAUUCCAGCUACUAGUUUUUUCUGAGUGGCUAUUGUUACCCGAGCUGUCUUUGACAAGUGCUUAUGCUGUUAAUAUUGCUCUGAAGACCAUAUUACAUGUUAUUUUUUACCCAGAAACUCUGAAGUCUCUGGUUGGUGACUAAAAGCAGGGUGACAGGGCAGAAGGGAGCUCCUUUCAGACCUGCAGUCCUCAGGCUGCUCAUGUUGCCCCUUUUGUUGUCCCAUUCACACCUUACAUGCAUGUAACGGGCCAAGCUAUCUACAUCCUCAUCGUGGAGAAAGACUCAGUGGGUGACAAAUGGUCAUUUCUGAGGUCAGGAAAGGUGCUUCAUUUUAGUCCUUUUUGAAGACAAUGUCCAGACCUCUGGGCAGUAUGGGCAGGCUCUGAAUGUCCAACAUGUUACUACUGCUUUGCUAAGAGUUGAUGUGGACAUAUUCACGGAACUCCAAAUGAGCUCAGAGUUUGAGUCCACACACUUGAGACAAAGACAAAGGUAGAAACUAAGAAUGCAUUGCUUUUGUAAUUUAUAUUAGAAUACUGAAGCCGAGCUGUUCAAUAUGAUAGCUUCUGAUAGAAAUUAAAAUUAAAUUUACAAAUUCAGUUCCUCAGUCAUACCAGUACAUUUCAAAUGUUAAAAAGCCACAUAAGCACUGUUUUAAAGUAUUUGUCAUCAAGAAAUAAAAACGUCGAAUUCCCUUAUAUCUAUUUUAUGAUUUCAUAUUGUUUUAAAGUUUGAAUUACACAUUUGGAAAAUAGGUGGGAGAGCUAUAAUAUUUUCAGUGCCUGGAGACCUGUAAAGAAUUUAAUCUGACCCUAGCCAGCAGGAUCCUUAACAGCAUUUAUAUCCUUGACCUCACCUCUACGCACCGCACAAUAAAACAUUGACCAAGACAAUCGCCCUGAGCAUCUCCAGUCCAAGAGACCAUUCACUAAACAUGCGCGUUGGCUGGUAUCUUAGCAACAGCCACGCGAUACCACCCCUUCCCCUGCCGUCCCUCUCCUACCUUAUUAGACCGCAAAGGGAGGGGCCAGGAGUCCUGUGCCCAAUAGGAGGGGAGCAGAGGAGGGAGUCCUGACCGCGUCCCCGUCGCUAGGGAAACCGCUGCAGCCUGAGUUUGCGCGGGAUGCCGAGCGCCGAGGAGCUGGCGGUGCUGGCUGAAGAGAACCCGGACCAGGAACCCAGCGGGGACCCGCGCCUGCGACUUCUGGGAGCCUACGUGACCCAGAGCCUGCGGCCAGCUGCGGGCUCCUGGGAGCGCUGCGCGGGCACGGCCGAGGCAGAGCAGCAGCUCCACGCCUUCCUGGGCCACGAUGCUGCGGAGGGGCCGAGGCCGCUGCUGGUGGUGCGGCCCGGGCCCGCGGGCCUGGCGUUGUGGUCGGGGCUGGACUUGGAUCCCGACUUCAACCCUCCUCGCGCUAAGGGGCUUUUUUUCCUGCGCACCAGGUCCGAGCCGCCCGGGCCUAAUAGCCUCCGCGGUGCGGUGCUUUGCGGGGACGUGCCCGCUGCGCCUCUGGAGCACCUGGCCGCGCUGUUAUCCAAGGUUGUUAUCCCCAUCUUGGCCAACAAGAAGAAUCACCUAGACUGGCCCCCUGUGGUAUGUCAAGAUGUCCAGCAGCAUGCCCACAGCCUCCAGUGUGACCUCAUGGUUGUCCUUGAGCACAGGAGGGGGAAGACUUUGUUGCCUCUUCCAGCAGGCUCAGAAAAAAUGGCAUUUUGGGAUUCUGAAAGUGAGACUGUCUUGGAUUCCACAGAUAAGUCUGUCAUCUAUGCUAUUGAGUCUGCAGUGAUCCAGUGGAGCCACCAAGUACAGCUGGUCCUCAAGAAAGAGUCUUCCCAGCCGCUCCUACAAGGGGAAAAUCCCACCCCUAAGGUGGAGUUGGAAUUCUGGAAGAGCAGGUCUGAGGAUCUGGAAUACAUUUACAAUCAACUCAGAACAAUAAAGGUGAGGGGCCUGGCGGGGCUCCUGGACAAGCUUCAGAGCAGCUACUUCCCAGCUUUCCAGGCAAUGUUCAGAGAUGUUGUAGCAGCUCUGAUGGAAGCGAAGGACAUCUACGCACACCUGAUGCCACUCUACCGCCACCUGGAAACCCUAGAGAGCAUGGAGUUUCCAGAGGUGAAGCCAUGGCUGCGACCUCUGCUCCAUGUGGUCUGUCUGAUUUGGGCCACGUGCAAGUCCUACUGCUCCCCAGGGCGGCUCACUGUACUGCUGCAAGAGAUCUGCAACCUUCUCGUCCAGCAGGCCUCUGAUUAUCUCAGCCCAGAGGACCUCCUAAAAAGUGAGGUAGAAGAAAGUCAGAGAAAACUGCAAGUGGUCAUGGACACCUUGAACUUCUUCAAGCAGGUGUUUCAGGACAGAAGGGAGAACCUGCACACAUACUUCAAAGGGAACCAGGAAGUCAGAGAGUGGGAUUUCCAGUCUUCUUUGGUCUUUGUGCGAUUGGACGGCUUCCUGAGACGGCUGCAUGUGGUGGAGGAUCUCCUGAAGACAACCUUGGAUUUUCACAAACUGGAAAAGCUUGAGUUCAGCGGCUUCAGAGGGAAUGCCCUGAGUCAGCAGGUCCAGCAAAUGUACGAUGAAUUUCAAGAGCUGUGCAGGAUCUUCUCGGAGUCCUCCUAUGACUGUCUGGACCCCCAGAACAUGGAAUUUGAAAAUGAUGUCUCUAAGUUUAACCAAAGAGUAGAGGAUCUUGAUCGAAGACUGGGGACUAUCUUUAUUCAAGCCUUUGAUGAUGCACCUGAUUUGGAGCAUGCCUUUAAGCUGCUGGACAUAGCAGGCAAUCUCCUGGAAAGACCACUGGUAGCACGAGAUGUAUCUGAUAAGUACCUGGUGCUCAUCCAAAUGUUCAACCAAGAGCUGGAUACAGUGAGGAUAAUCUAUGGUCAGCAUGUCCAGGAGAAGGCAGAACUUGGAUUCUCCGCAGUUCACAAGAACAUGCCCUCUGUGGCCGGGGGUCUUCGUUGGGCUCAGGAGCUGAGGCAGCGCAUUGAGGGUCCCUUCAACAACUUCGAACGCGUCACACAUCCUUGUAUGGAAUCUGCUGAAGGAAAGAGAAUGAUUCAAAAAUAUGAAGCUAUGGUUUCAUUGCUGGAAAGGUAUGAGACCAGGCUUUAUGAGGACUGGUGUCAGACAGUAUCAGAGAAGUCACAGUACAAUCUCUCCCAGCCACUUCUGAAGCGUGACCCAGAGACGAAGGAGAUUACUGUCAACUUUAACUCACAGCUGGUUUCUGUACUGAAAGAAAUGAGUUAUCUUCAACUGAGGCAGAUGAAGCACAUCCCUGAGACAGCAGCAGCCAUGUUCUCCUCCAGGGAGUUCUAUCGGCAGCUUGUGGCACGUUUGGAGUUGAUGGCAAAUUGGUACAACAAGGUGAUGAAAACGCUGCUAGAGGUGGAAUUUCCAUUAGUGGAGAAAGAGCUGCAAAAUAUUGAUCUCCGCCUGAGAGCCGCAGAGGAGACUCUGAACUGGAAAACAGAUGGAGUUUGGGAUUAUGUCAUUGAAAUGACCAAUAGUAUUCAUGAUCUUGAACAAAGGAUUCAGAAAACCAAAGGCAAUGUGGAAGAGAUCCAAAACAUCAUGAAAACAUGGGUGUCUCCAUUAUUUAAGAGAAAAGAUGGAAGAAAGGAAUGCCUUCUUUCCAUGGAUGACCAGCAAGAUCGAAUGGAAAAAUACUACAGUUAUAUCAGAGACUCUGGCCUGAAGAUCCACACUCUUGUUCAGGAAAACCUGGGUCUUUUUUCAGCAGACCCAGCCUCCAAUAGCUGGAAGACAUACGUUAACUACAUCGAUGAUAUGCUACAGGAUGGAUUCUUUCUCACCAUCGAGUGCUCCCUCCAGUACCUCCUGGAAAACACUGAAUGUAAGCCAGGACUCAACCCAAUAUUUGAAGCACAGCUGAGCUUAGCAAUCCCAGAAUUAGUUUUCUCUCCAUCUCUGGAGUCUGGACUGGAGGGAAGCUUCUAUGACAUGGUUGAGGGUCUUGUCAUCAGCAUUUUUAGAAUAGCGUCUUUGGUGCCACGGCUUUCCCCACAAAACAGUGCUCCCCACUAUCAGGUUGACAUGGAGGCUGCGGAUGACUUGGCAAGGAUGCGGAGCACACUCAUGGACAGAGUUCAGGGCAUGAUGGCUCUCUGCUGCAGCUACCGAAACACCUUCAGCCAGUACUCCUACCUCUACGUGGAGGACCGGAAGGAGAUUCUGGCCCAGUUUCUGUUGUAUGGGCAUGUCCUCACACCUGAAGAGAUUGAAGCCCAUGAAGAAGAUGGCAUCCCAGAGAACCCGCCCCUCCUCCACCAGUUUAAAGCACAGAUUGACUCCUAUGAAAAGCUCUAUGAAGAUGUGUGCAGGCUGGAGCCCAUCAAGGUGUUUGACUGCUGGAUGAGGAUUGAUGUGCGACCCUUUAAAGCAUCUCUGCUGAAUCUAAUUAAGAGGUGGAGCCUCCUGUUCAAACAGCACCUUGUUGACUAUGUCACCAACAGUUUGGCAGACCUUGAACUGUUUAUAAAAAACAGUGAGAGUGGCUUGCUCAAGAAAGUUGAAAAAGGAGACUUCAAAGGACUGGUUGAGAUUAUGGAACACCUUAUGGCCCUUAAAGAACGGCAGAGCAGCACUGACGAGAUGUUCGAGCCCUUAAAGCAGACCAUUGAAUUGCUGAAGACCUACGGACAAGAAUUGCCAGAAACAGUGUUUAAGCAGCUGGAGGAGCUGCCUGAGAAAUGGAGCAACAUAAAAAAGUUGGCCAUUGCUGUGAGGCAGCACGUGGCCCCCCUGCAGGCGAACGAAGUGGCCCUUCUCCGCCAGAGGUGCACAGCCUUUGAGAUGGAACAGCAGCAGUUCUGGGAGCAAUUCCACAUGGAGGCACCCUUCAGGUUUAAUAGCACUGACCCUCAUCGAAUGCUGGAUGCCAGGCACAGUGAGAUCCAGCAAAUGGAAUCCACCAUGGCCUCCAUUGCUGACACCGCCAGCUUGUUUGAGGUCAACAUUCCUGACUACAAGCAGCUGAGGCAGUGCAGGAGGGAGGUCUGCCAGCUGAAGGAGCUGUGGGACACAAUUGGCAUGGUGACCUCCACUAUCCAUGCCUGGGAGGCCACUCCAUGGAGGAAUAUCAACGUAGAGGCCAUGGACUUGGAGUGCAAAAGAUUUGCUAGGUACCUCCGGAACCUUGACAAGGAGGUCCGGACCUGGGAGGCAUUCACAGGCCUGGAAAGUACCGUGUUGAACACCCUGACCUCACUGAGGGCAGUGGCUGAGCUACAGAAUCCAGCUAUCCGGGAGCGGCACUGGAGACAGCUGGUGCAGGCCACAGGCGUGAGCUUUGUCAUGGAUGAGGGCACCACCCUGGCACACCUGCUGCAGCUCCAGUUGCACUGCUUUGAGGAUGAGGUCCGGGGCAUUGUGGACAAAGCUGUGAAGGAGAUGGGUAUGGAGAAGAUCUUAAAGGAGCUGCAGACCACCUGGACCAGCAUGGAAUUCCAGUAUGAGCCCCACCCACGGACCCACAUCCCUCUGCUGCAUUUGGAUGAGGACCUCAUCGAGGUUUUAGAAGAUAACCAAGUCCAGCUGCAGAACCUAAUGAUGUCCAAGCACGUUGCUUUUUUCCUGGAGGAAGUGUCACGCUGGCAGAAGAAGCUGUCCACAGCAGAUGCUGUUAUCUCUAUGUGGUUUGAUGUGCAGCAGACAUGGUCUCAUCUGGAAAGUAUAUUCAUUGGCUCUGAAGAUAUCCGGGCCCAGCUGCCGCAGGAUUCUGAACGAUUUGAAGGAAUUGACAUUGACUUUAAGGAGCUAGCUUAUUAUGCUCAGAAAACUCCAAAUGUAGUGGAAGCCACCAACAAGUCAGGUCUUUAUGAAAAACUGGAAGAUAUUCAGAGCAGGUUGCACUUGUGCGAGAAGGCCCUGGCAGAGUACCUGGAUACCAAAAGGCUUGUCUUCCCUCGGUUUUACUUUCUCUCCUCUUCUGAUCUGCUAGAUAUCCUUUCCAAUGGCACAGCUCCACUACAGGUUCAACGCCAUCUUUCCAAACUCUUUGACAAUAUGGCCAAGAUGCGGUUCCAUCUGGAUACCAGUGAGAAGCCAACCAAGAUAAGUCUUGGCAUGUACAGUAAGGAAAAUGAGUAUGUGGCCUUCAGUAAGCCCUGUGACUGCAGUGGCCAGGUAGAAAUAUGGUUGAACCAUGUGCUUGUCCAUAUGAAGGCUACCAUAAGGCAUGAGAUGACAGAAGGUGUGGCUGCCUAUGAAGAAAGGCCAAGGGAGCAGUGGCUCUUUGACUACCCAGCUCAGGUGGCCCUGACCUGUACUCAGAUCUGGUGGACCACGGAGGUGGGCAUGGCCUUCGCCAGGCUGGAAGAAGGCUAUGAGAGUGCCAUGAAAGACUAUCACAAGAAGCAAGUGGCCCAGCUCAAAACCCUCAUCAGCAUGUUAAUUAGUCCACUCUCCAAGGGGGACCGGCAGAAGAUCAUGACCAUAUGCACCAUCGAUGUGCAUGCCCGGGAUGUGGUGGCCAAGAUGAUUGCUCAGAAGGUAGACAAUGCCCAGGCCUUUCUCUGGUUGUCCCAGCUGCGGCAUCGUUGGGAUGAUGAGGCCAAACACUGCUUUGCCAACAUCUGUGAUGCCCAGUUUCUGUAUUCCUAUGAGUACCUGGGAAAUACACCUCGCCUUGUAAUCACACCUCUGACAGACAGGUGCUACAUCACUCUGACCCAGUCUCUGCACCUGACCAUGAGCGGCGCUCCCUCAGGGCCUGCAGGCACAGGCAAGACGGAGACCACCAAGGACCUGGGCCGAGCUCUGGGCAUCAUGGUCUACGUGUUCAACUGCUCGGAGCAGAUGGACUACAAGUCUUGUGGCAACAUCUACAAAGGCCUCGCUCAGACUGGUGCCUGGGGUUGUUUUGAUGAAUUCAAUCGAAUCUCCGUGGAGGUCCUGUCAGUGGUGGCCGUGCAGGUCAAAAGCAUUCAAGAUGCAAUUCGAGAUAAGAAGCAGCAAUUCAACUUCCUUGGGGAAGAGAUUAGCCUGAAUCCUUCUGUGGGCAUCUUCAUCACCAUGAACCCUGGCUACGCUGGCCGCACAGAGCUGCCGGAGAACCUGAAGGCUCUCUUCAGGCCCUGCGCGAUGGUGGUUCCAGACUUUGAAUUGAUCUGUGAGAUCAUGCUGGUGGCAGAAGGAUUCAUUGAAGCCCGGUCAUUAGCCAGGAAGUUCAUCACCCUUUACCAGUUGUGCAAAGAGCUUCUCUCCAAACAGGAUCACUAUGACUGGGGCCUGCGGGCCAUCAAGUCUGUGCUGGUGGUGGCCGGAUCUCUAAAGCGAGGAGACCCUGACAGGCCUGAGGACCAAGUCCUGAUGCGCUCCCUGCGAGAUUUCAACAUUCCCAAGAUAGUGACUGAUGACAUGCCAGUGUUCAUGGGCCUGAUUGGGGACCUCUUCCCCACCCUGGAUGUCCCUCGGAGGAGAGACCUCAACUUCGAAGCUUUGGUUAAGAAGGCAGUAGUGGAGCUGAAACUCCAGGCUGAGGACAACUUUGUGCUGAAGGUGGUCCAGCUGGAGGAGCUUCUGGCAGUUCGGCACUCUGUGUUCGUGGUGGGCAGUGCUGGUACCGGCAAGUCUCAGGUGCUGAGGUCCUUGCACAAGACCUAUCAGAUCAUGAAACGCCGCCCCGUCUGGACUGACCUCAAUCCCAAAGCAGUCACAAACGAUGAGCUCUUUGGCAUCAUCAACCCAGCCACACAAGAAUGGAAGGAUGGACUGUUCUCUUCUAUCAUGCGGGAGCUUGCCAACAUCACCCAUGAUGGACCCAAGUGGAUUUUACUGGAUGGUGACAUAGAUCCAAUGUGGAUUGAGUCUCUGAACACUGUCAUGGAUGACAACAAGGUGUUGACCUUGGCAAGCAAUGAGAGGAUCCCUCUGAAUCCCACAAUGAGGCUCCUCUUUGAGAUCAGCCACCUACGCACAGCCACACCAGCCACCGUCUCUAGAGCAGGGAUCCUGUACAUCAAUCCUGCAGACCUGGGAUGGAACCCUCCUGUCAGCAGCUGGAUUGACAGGAGGGAAAUCCAGACAGAGAGAGCCAACCUCGCCAUUCUGUUUGACAAGUACCUUCCAGCCUGCUUAGACACACUCCGAACCAGAUUUAAGAGGAUAAUUCCAGUCCCAGAGCAGAGCAUGGUUCAGACACUGUGCUACCUUCUUGAGUGCCUCCUGACCAAGGAGAACAUACCUGCAGACUGCCCCAAGGAAACCUAUGAGCUUUAUUUUGUGUUUGCUGCCAUCUGGGCUUUUGGCGGAGCAAUGAUCCAAGAUCAGCUUGUGGACCACCGGGCAGAGUUCAGCAAAUGGUGGCUGGCUGAGUUCAAGACAGUAAAGUUUCCUUCCCAGGGAACCAUCUUCGACUAUUACAUAGACCCAGAGACCAAGAAAUUUGAGCCAUGGUCCAAACUCAUCCCCCAGUUUGAAUUUGACCCUGAGAUGCCUCUGCAGGCUUGUCUGGUACACACGAGUGAGACUAUCCGAGUGUGCUACUUCAUAGAGCGGCUCAUGGAGCAGCAGCGACCACUCAUGUUGGUGGGGACCGCGGGCACAGGCAAGUCAGUGCUGGUGGGAGCCAAGCUAGCCAGCCUCGAUGCAGAGGACUACCUGGUGAAAAACGUACCAUUCAACUACUACACUACUUCAGCAAUGCUGCAGGCUGUCCUGGAGAAACCUCUAGAAAAGAAGGCUGGGAGAAAUUACGGCCCCCCAGGGAACAAGAAGCUCAUCUAUUUCAUUGAUGACAUGAACAUGCCCGAGGUGGAUGCGUACGGGACGGUGCAGCCCCACACGAUUAUCAGGCAGCACCUGGACUACAGACACUGGUAUGAUCGGAGCAAGCUGUCUCUAAAGGAGAUCAUGAACGUACAGUAUGUUUCCUGUAUGAACCCCACUUCAGGCAGCUUCACCAUCAACCCACGUCUGCAGCGUCACUUCAGUGUUUUCGGCCUCUCCUUUCCGGGAGCAGAUGCCCUGUCCUCCAUCUAUAGCACCAUCUUGACUCAGCACCUGAAGCUCGGGAACUUCCCAGCAUCUCUGCAGAAAUCCAUCCCCCAGCUGAUCAAUCUGGCCCUCACCUUCCAUCAGAAAAUUGCCACCACAUUCCUACCCACAGCAAUCAAAUUCCACUACAUCUUCAAUCUCAGAGACUUCGCCAAUAUUUUCCAGGAUAUCGAAGAGAUCAUGGAGCAGACUCAAAGCCUGAACAUGUAUUGCCACUUUGCAAAUGGCAUUGGCGAGCCCAAGUACAUGCCUGUGCCAUCAUGGGAGCUGUUAGCCCAGACACUGGUGGAUGCCUUAGAGAGUCACAAUGAAGUCAACACAGUGAUGGACCUGGUUCUCUUUGAGGAUGCCAUGCAGCACGUCUGCCGCAUCAAUCGCAUCCUGGAGGCCCCUCGGGGAAAUGCGCUGCUGGUGGGCGUGGGAGGCAGCGGCAAGCAGAGUCUGACCAGGCUGGCAGCCUUCAUCAGCUCCAUGGACGUGUUCCAGAUCACGCUGCGGAAAGGCUACCAGAUUGCAGACUUCAAGAUGGACCUGGCCAGCCUGUGCCUGAAAGCUGGGGUAAAGAAUCUCAGCACAGUGUUUCUCAUGACUGAUGCCCAAGUGGCUAAUGAGAAGUUCCUUGUGCUCAUCAAUGAUCUCUUGGCUUCUGGAGAGGUCCCAGAUCUCUACUCUGAUGAUGAAGUUGAAAACAUCAUAAACAACAUGAAGAAUGAAGUCAAGAGCCAAGGUUUGGUUGACAACAGAGAGAACUGCUGGAAAUUCUUUAUAGAACGGGUCCGACGACAACUGAAGGUGACUCUCUGUUUCUCCCCUGUGGGGAAUAAGCUGAGGGUCCGCAGCAGGAAGUUUCCAGCCAUUGUGAACUGCACGACCAUUGACUGGUUUCACAAGUGGCCUCAGCAGGCAUUGGAAUCUGUCAGCCUCCGCUUCUUACAGAACACCGAGAGCAUCGAGCUCACAGUCAAGCAGUCGAUUAGCAAGUUCAUGGCUUUUGUCCACACAAGUGUCAACCAAACAUCCCAGUCCUAUCUGAACAAUGAGCAGCGCUACAACUACACAACCUCCAAAUCAUUUCUGGAGUUCAUCAGACUCUACCAGAGCUUGCUGCGCAGGAAUGGAAAAGAGCUCAAGUCCAAGAUGGAGCGGCUUGAGAAUGGGCUGCUGAAGCUCCGCAGCACCUCUGCCCAGGUAGAUGACCUGAAAGCCAAGCUGGCCACCCAGGAGGUGGAGCUGAAGCAGAAGAAUGAAGAUGCGGACAAGCUGAUUCAGGAGGUGGGCAUAGAGACUGACAAGGUGAGCAGAGAGAAGGCCCUGGCAGACAAGGAGGAACAGAAGGUGGCUCUCAUCAUGCUGGAGGUGGAGCAGAAGCAGAAGGACUGUGAAGAAGACCUGGCCAAAGCAGAGCCAGCACUCAUAGCAGCCCAGGCUGCUCUCAACACCCUCAAUAAGACCAACCUGACAGAGCUGAAGUCUUUUGGGUCCCCGCCUCAGGCUGUGAGCAAUGUCAGCGCAGCUGUGAUGGCCCUCGUGGCCCCUGAGGGAAAGGUGCCCAAGGACCGAAGCUGGAAGGCUGCUAAAGUCGCCAUGGCCAGAGUGGAUGCCUUCCUGGACUCCCUGAUCAACUUCAACAAAGAGAACAUUCAUGAGAACUGCCUCAAAGCCAUCAGGCCAUAUCUGCAGGAUCCCGAGUUCAAUCCUGAGUUCGUGGCCACCAAGUCUUACGCAGCUGCGGGCCUCUGUUCUUGGGUCAUAAACAUUGUGAAGUUCUAUGAGGUGUUCUGUGACGUGGAGCCCAAGCGCCAAGCUUUGAGCCGAGCCACCUCGGACCUCACAGCCGCCCAGGAGAAGCUGGCAGCCAUUAAAACCAAGAUCGCACACCUUAAUGACAACCUGGCCAAACUCACCACCAAGUUUGAGAAAGCCACAGCAGACAAACUCAAAUGUCAGCAAGAAGCUGAAAUGACCGCAGGCACCAUCUCCCUUGCAAAUCGCCUGGUGGGAGGACUCGCUUCUGAAAACGUGAGGUGGGCAGAAGCUGUGCAGAACUUCAAGCAACGGGAGAGGAAAUUAUGUGGAGACAUUUUACUUACCACAGCUUUCAUUUCGUACCUCGGUUUCUUUACAAAGAAAUACCGUCAGAGACUCGUGGAUGAGACCUGGAGACCAUACCUGAGUCAACUGCAAGUUCCCAUCCCGGUCACCCCCUCCCUGGACACCCUAAGGAUGCUGAUGGACGAUGCAGACCUAGCUGCCUGGCAGAAUGAGGGCCUCCCAGCAGACCGCAUGUCCGCAGAGAAUGCAGCCAUCCUCAUCAACUGUGAACGCUGGCCGCUCAUGGUUGACCCUCAGUUACAAGGCAUCAAAUGGGUCAAGAACAAAUAUGGUGAAGACCUCCGGGUCACCCAGAUUGGUCAGAAGGGCUACCUUCAAACCAUAGAGCGUGCCUUGGAAGCUGGGGAUGUGGUGCUCAUUGAAAACCUGGAAGAGUCCAUUGAUCCUAUUCUGGGACCACUGCUUGGGCGAGAAGUCAUUAAAAAGGGACGGUUCAUUAAAAUCGGAGACAAAGAGUGUGAAUACAACCCUAAGUUCCGGCUCAUACUCCACACCAAGCUUGCCAACCCUCACUACCAGCCUGAGCUGCAGGCUCAGGCCACCCUGAUCAACUUCACCGUGACCAGGGAUGGCCUGGAGGACCAGCUGCUGGCCUCUGUGGUCAGCAUGGAGAGACCAGACCUGGAGCAGCUGAAGUCAGAGCUCACGAAGCAGCAGAAUGGGUUCAAAAUCACCCUGAAAACAUUGGAAGACAACCUGCUCUCUCGCCUCUCCUCGGCAUCUGGGAACUUCCUGGGAGACAUGGCUCUGGUGGAGAACCUUGAGGUCACCAAGCAGACUGCUGCAGAAGUUGAGAAAAAGUUCCAGGAGGCCAAUGUGACCGAAGCAAAAAUCAACGAGGCCCGAGAGCACUAUCGACCAGCUGCUGCCCGAGCCUCUCUGCUCUACUUCAUCAUGAAUGACCUCAGCAAGAUCCACCCCAUGUACCAGUUUUCUCUCAAGGCCUUCAGCACCACCUUCCAGAAGGCUGUCCAGAAGGCUGGCCCUGCUGAGAGCCUCCAGGAGCGACUGACCAACCUGAUAGACAACAUCACCUUCUCCGUGUACCAGUAUACCACCCGCGGGCUCUUCGAGUGUGACAAGCUGACCUACCUUGCCCAGCUCACCUUUCAGGUUCUCCUCCUGAACCAGGAGGCAGUCACCGCAGAGCUGGAUUUCCUGCUUCGAGCUCCAGUGCAGACCGGCACCCCCAGUCCGGUGGACUUCCUCUCCCACCAGGCCUGGGGUACCAUCAAGGCACUUUCAUCCAUGGAAGAAUUCAAUAAUCUGGACCGGGACAUCGAGGGGUCAGCCAAAAGCUGGAAGAAGUUUGUGGAAUCAGAAUGUCCUGAGAAGGAGAAGUUCCCACAGGAGUGGAAGAACAAGACUGCCCUGCAGCGCCUCUGCAUGAUGAGAGCCAUGCGGCCCGACCGGCUAACUUAUGCCAUGCGACAUUUUGUUGAGGAGACAUUAGGAAGCAAAUAUGCAGUGGGAAGAGCACUAGACUUUGCAGCCUCCUUUGAAGAAUCAGGACCAGCCACUCCCGUAUUUUUCAUCCUGUCUCCAGGUGUGGACCCACUGAAAGAUGUGGAAAAUCAAGGUAAAAAACUUGGAUAUACCUUCAACAAUAAGAAUUUUCACAACGUAUCUUUGGGGCAAGGACAGGAAGUAGUGGCUGAAGCUACUCUGGAUCUAGCUGCCCAGAAAGGUCACUGGGUGAUUUUACAGAACAUCCACCUGGUUGCCAAGUGGCUCAGCACCCUGGAGAAGAAGCUGGAGGAGCUCAGUGAAAACAGCCACCCAGAGUUCAGGGUCUUCAUCAGUGCAGAGCCUGCACCCUCCCCUGAGGGCCACAUCAUCCCCCAGGGCAUCCUAGAGAACUCCAUUAAAAUCACCAAUGAGCCCCCCACGGGCAUGCAUGCCAACCUGCACAAGGCCCUGGACAACUUCACUCAGGACACCCUGGAGAUGUGUUCCCGGGAGACUGAGUUUAAGAGCAUCCUCUUUGCUCUCUGUUACUUUCAUGCGGUGGUGGCAGAAAGACGAAAGUUUGGGCCUCAGGGAUGGAAUCGUUCCUACCCCUUCAACACUGGGGACCUCACCAUCUCUGUGAAUGUGCUCUACAACUUCCUGGAGGCCAAUGCAAAGGUCCCCUAUGAUGAUUUGCGUUACCUCUUUGGAGAGAUCAUGUAUGGAGGCCAUAUCACUGAUGACUGGGACAGGAAACUCUGCAGGACAUACCUGGAGGAAUUCAUUAAACCAGAAAUGCUUGAAGGAGAGCUGUCUCUGGCCCCAGGGUUCCCACUCCCAGGCAACAUGGACUACAAUGGCUACCAUCAGUACAUUGACGCCAAGCUGCCCCCCGAGUCGCCGUAUCUCUAUGGCCUCCACCCCAACGCUGAGAUUGGCUUCCUGACACAGAGCUCAGAAAAGCUCUUUCGCACGGUGCUGGAGCUGCAACCCCGGGACAGCCACGCCAAAGACGGAGCUGGGGUCACCAGAGAAGAAAAGGUCAAGGCCCUCCUGGAAGAAAUCCUGGAGCGGGUAACUGACGAGUUCAACCUACCAGAGCUGAUGGCCAAGGUGCAGGAGCGCACCCCAUAUACUGCAGUUGUCUUCCAGGAGUGCGAACAGAUGAACGUCCUCACCAGGGAGAUCCAGCGCUCACUGAGGGAGCUGCACCUCGGCCUGAAGGGGGAGCUGACCAUGACCGGGGACAUGGAGAACCUACAGAACAACCUAUACCUUGAUACAGUGCCAGAGCCCUGGGCCAAGCGAGCCUACCCUUCCACAGCAGGCCUGGCUGUCUGGUUUCUGGACCUCCUCAGCCGAAUCAAGGAGCUGGAGGCUUGGACAGGUGAUUUCACAAUGCCCUCCACUGUGUGGCUGACAGGCUUCUUCAACCCCCAGUCCUUCCUGACCGCCAUAAUGCAGUCCAUGGCCCGCAAGAACGAGUGGCCACUAGACCAGAUGGCCCUGCAGUGUGAUGUGACAAAGAAGAACAGAGAGGAUUUCAGAAGCCCUCCUCGGGAAGGAGCCUACGUCCAUGGCCUCUUCAUGGAAGGUGCCCGCUGGGAUGCACAGGCUGGGGUCAUUACAGAGGCAAAGCUAAAGGACCUGACACCCCCCAUGCCUGUGAUGUUCAUCAAGGCCCUCCCUGCAGAGAAGCAAGAUUGCCGCAGCGUCUAUCCUUGUCCCAUGUACAAGACUUGUCAGAGGGGACCCACCUACGUGUGGACUUUCAACCUGAAGACUAAGGAGAACCCAUCUAAGUGGGUUCUAGCUGGAGUAGCUUUGCUUCUCCAGAUCUAG
This is a messenger RNA of Phyllostomus discolor (pale spear-nosed bat), 14939 nucleotides long. RefSeq names its product dynein axonemal heavy chain 9 (gene DNAH9). The record is from RefSeq and is a predicted model, not a curated record. Lineage: Eukaryota; Metazoa; Chordata; Mammalia; Chiroptera; Phyllostomidae. The transcript has 68 exons. Gene Ontology annotation, molecular function: ATP binding; minus-end-directed microtubule motor activity; ATP hydrolysis activity. Gene Ontology annotation, biological process: microtubule-based movement. The coding region runs from base 1641 to 14939 and encodes 4432 amino acids. Gene Ontology annotation, cellular component: dynein complex.